Molecule: messenger RNA, 12052 nt
Organism: Portunus trituberculatus (swimming crab)
Lineage: Eukaryota; Metazoa; Arthropoda; Malacostraca; Decapoda; Portunidae
Gene: Jarid2
Product: mucin-19-like
Exons: 25
Coding region: 267-10775 (3502 amino acids)
Biological process (GO): chromatin remodeling
Cellular component (GO): nucleus
Molecular function (GO): DNA binding; histone demethylase activity
Source: RefSeq, a predicted model, not a curated record
CGGCAUCAGGAAGCUUGGAACAAAACAAUGGAGGAGUGAGAGGCUGAGCACUACCACCACACCCACAUUUUUCCCUCCUACCGCUGUUCUGCCGCUCCUGCCACCACGCACACCACACACACACACCACACACCCUCCCUCCUCCAGCCCACGCCCUCAGAACUGUGGUAAAUAAGAUAGGAGAGCUGAAAUAAGGGGGAAAUGUGAGAGCCAGAACAUGCGUCGCCACAAUCUAUAGAGAGAGAGAGAGAGAGAGGGACGGAACAAUGGAUACUCGCAAACGCAGGAAGGAAGGGGGCAGUGUGCUAGCCCCCACCCUAGACAGCCUGCAGGUGUCCCCAAAGAGGGCCAGAGUACAUGCACAGAGGAAGUUUGCCCAGGGGUCCCAGCCAAACAGCCCAGCACCAACCCCAGUGAAGGAGACCAGGGAGCUGCGCGAGAGGACCACCACCUCGGAGCCUCGGACUAGGAGUGCCACCCAGGCUGCCCCGCCACCACCGCCCCUCGACCUGGUGGAGGUUCCCGUGAGGCCGACUGUCGAGGAUUUCCUGACGUUUUUGUGCUACAGGGGCACUAGGAUGCUGCCGCCGAGUCUGGAACACUUCAACUCCCCUCAGCUGGUAGAACAGUCCGGAGAGAGCAGGUGUCAGAGUCCAGCCCGGGAGGAGAGGAGUAGCAGGCUGUCCAAGAAGAGGCAGGAUGGAUACACACUGGACAGGAGGGACAGGGAGAAGGAAUUGUCUAAGGACUCGGUGAAGAAGAACUUGGACCAGGCGACAGAGAGUGACGGCACCUACUCCUUCCCCUACCGAGUGACACGCAGCACGCCCCACCCUCCCCCUGCCCCUGCCCCGACGCCCCCUCCACUCCCCAGCGCCCAGAAGAAGCUGUCCAAGAGGCUCAUGAUGAAGAAGGCGCUAAUCCUGCAAAACAAAGCCAAGACCAUGAGGAUGCAGGAGCGCAAGAAUCUGUCGCUGCGGCGGUGUGAGGUGCAGGUGGCGGACACAGCGGCACUGCAGGGGUCUUCAGUGGCCACGCGCUCCGGCCGGCUGCUGCAGAAAUACCGUCUGUCUGCCACCACAGCCAUCGCACGCAAGAAAGCAAGAGUGGCCAUGCGUUCCUCCAUUAGGCCGAAGCAGAAGUUGUCUAGGAUUUUGCAGAGACUUGGCGGAACAGCACUCACAGCAGACUCCAGAGUGCCGAGAAUAACACGGAGCCAAGCAGAGGGGCGGAGUGAAACCAGUGUGGGGGCGGGGCGAGGGGAGGUGGAGGGCAGGGUGAAGGAGAGGAGUGAGGGAGUGGGGAAGAUGAGGAAGGAGAAGGGGGAGGAUGCGACACAGUUCCCUCGCCCCGUCAGGUUGGUGCGACCCAAGCUGCAUGGAAAGGUCAUCGUCAGAAAGGUCGUUAGGGUCACUCGGGAAGCACUGAAGAACACAGAAAACGGCACUAACCACGUGGACGCCAGCCCCACAACAUCCCCAGGCCAAGCAGCAUCACCACCCCAGUCCCCCGACCAACUCCCACUGGCCAAGAGACUGCGGCGUAGCACCCAGGACGCUGCUGUCACCCACACACCCACUGGGAAGAAGGGAGCUGCCACACAUUCGCACAGGAAGACAGACGCACCCGCACACCUUGAGAACGACAAGUGUACACCCCACACAAGCCUGGAAAACACUGUCACAUCUACCUCAGGGUCAGAAACACCAGCAAACACACCCACAAAGAAUGCACACACACCCAGUAAAAACGCACACACACCCCAUAGGUCCUCCGCCACUUCCUCCCCCACGGUUUCCUCCACUUCGUCGCCACAUAAUACAAGAUCCACGCCGGCCAAGCCCUCGCCGCACUCAGCAAGUCCAAGCCGCAGGUCAGCUAGGGAUGAACGCUCUGCCACCAAAGAACAUGAUGCUGAUAAUGAGGAGGAAAGGACGCCGGUCAUUCGCAUGCGCCCCAGUAGGAGGAGCAGGGAGGGCACCGCACCCUACCUCCACCUGGUGAGUGAUGGGCGAGGCAAUGGCAAGUCCCUCACAGCAGCAGUAGUGGCAGCAGCAGGGGUCACCACACAGGACCACCACAGGGAGGAGGAGGACCAACACCAGGAAGAGCAGCAAAUGGAGGAGGAAGAGGAGGAGGAGGAGGAGGAGGAGGAAGGGAAUGGUGCAAAUGUCAAGGGGCAUAACAGGACCAAAGAAGGCGACGGGGCACAGAGGCCUCAGCAGGGCGGUGCCGGGCCACACGAGGCAUCCCCGACAGAGUCCCCGAGCAAGACGGGUGGCCGCAAGAUUCUCAGGAAGGCUCGGGAGGCGGAGACGGACAGACAGAAUUCCGAACCUGAGAACGUGCGGGUGACGAGACGAACGCCGGCUAAGGAUGAGUCAGGCGGCGGCCGGCGACCCCGGCGAGGCGAUACAGCUGAGGGCACCACCAGAGCCACGGCACGCCCUGAGGCUACACCGGCUGCCUCCAGGAGCCUGCGGAGGACGAGGAGUGACGCUGAUGAUGCGAUGCGGAAGGUGGCGCCGCUGCCUACCCGCCGCGCCUCACUGGAGACGGAUGGCCUGACAGAGGCCGGCAAGCAGCGGCGCAAGGCCCGGUCAGACCCCGCCAGCCACCAGGACAGCGAGGUGGAGGAGAGUGAGCGGCUGUCGACCAACACUCGAUCCAGGAGGGAGCUGAGGCGGGCUGGCCAUGCUGAGGCCAUCCCCGCCAGGAGGUCAGAGGAGAAUGACAAGGCAGCCAGGACCAGGGUGGGCCGGCAUGGUGGUGGGGAGGGGCAUGGUGGCAGUAGCAGUGGCGGUGGCUCCCUGAGGGAUGUGUCGCCGGAGAUCGCCAAGCCGACAGACCUGGUCACCAUUAACGACCUGAAGCCCAAGGUGGAGGCGGAGAUGCUGCCUGCCAAGAGAAACUGCAGCAAGGUGGAGGCCGUCAAGGAGGAGGCCGCCGCCCUCAAGGAUGAGAAGGAAGACAAGGCAGCCUUGGAGAUAAAGAUGGAGGCCAAACCUACCACCACACCCCAGAGGACUCCUGAUGCUGGCGACAACCUGCAUGGGCCAGGAGGCAAGUCCCGGCGGGCCGUGACACAGGAGAGACGGCCCGAACAGCAUGUGUCUCGGGAGAGCACCAGGCAGGCGGCCCUGCGGCGCACAACUGACAAGUCUGACAGCGGCAGUGAGGCAGCAGAGUCCCGCAGUGGCAGCAGGAGUCGCAGCGGGUCUCUGGGUGGCACGGAGCCCCUUGCCCCGGAAGACAAGAAGGCCACCGCUGCUGCUGCCCCACAGAACCGCAGGAAGUCCAUUGGCGGGCGGCGGCGCAGCAGCAACCACGACGAGGCCAAGCUGAAUGAGGUACUGGAGAGCGUAGCCAAGGACUUUGAGCGGGACAUUGACGGCGACCACUAUGACAAGAUGGAGAAGGACCUCAUGAUGGGCAACAAGUCCCCAGACAAGAACGGCGUCGCACCGCCCCCGGACCGCGACGAGGCCGACACCUGGGAUGACCACACUGCCAAUCCCAACGAUGGUGGCAGUGCGGCAGCCAGAGGGGGGGUGGGGCAGGGAGGAGGCGGCGGCGGUGGGGGCAGCCCCAGUCCCCGGAGAGGCACAGCCAGCAAAAAGCUAAGUGACGUGGUGCGCAGCCUGCAGCGAAAGGCGGAGGGCCCUGGCACGCCCCCCGCCCCGGACAGACCCACCUUCCUGCGGGACUUUUCCUCCUGGACUGAUGACAAGCAGAGGCAAGUAAGUUCCCCCCCGGUAGCCCCCCCAGCAGGCACCCCGCCCCUCGACACCCCCCCACCACCCCUAGGAGCCGCACUCGGGGGGGAAGGGGAGGCAGUGCAGGACCCUGCCACUCCUCCUCCUCCUCCCCCUCCACCUCCACCUCUUCCUCCAGCACCCCAGAGAUCUGGCAUGACCAAAGUACAACAGCCUCCCUGCCACCCUGCCCCACCCACCUCAUCUCCUCCCACUCCCCCAUCCUCCUCCUCAUCCUCCACCCCCUCAUCCACAUCCUCAUCCUCAUCCCCAUCCACCACCAGUGAGGAUGCCCCACCCGCCGCUCUUCCCCCAUCCGCCAUGCCCCCGGAGCCCCUCCCCAGCCUGGGCAAGUGUGUGUCAGCCAGGCUGGUGCCGGCUGGCCAGAAGGCUGCUGUGGGGCCUGGCAAGGUGGCAGCCCUGGAGCAGGUGACGGUGCUGCCCAGCCUGCCGGUGGCCGUCAAGACCCCAGCAGCCAUCAGUGUGGUGGGGCCGGGGUUCCCGUCCCCCCUGGCCGUCUCCCGGGUGCCCCAGGCCGUGACCCUGUCCUCGGUGAGCAGUGGUGCUGUGGUGACCAGUGGCCCCAAGCCCCUGGACCCCGCCACUCUCAAGUGUGGCCCCAAGCAGCUUUAUAUUGCUCCAAAGCCUCCCACCUCCUCCUCCGCCUCCUCCUCCCCUGCACCAGGCCUGGCCGCAGUGCCCCCUGCCACCCAGUUGUCCAUCUCAGUGCUGCCUCCCGGCACACAGAAGCCUUCCCCCAAGCCAGUACAAAUUGCUCCCAAGCCCCCCUCCUCUGCCCCCCACCUGCACCCUGGCACCCCCAUGCUGGCCCCUCAGGCCGGCCCGAUGCUGCAGGCCCAGGUGCAGCCCCUGGGCCAGGCGGUGCACACGGUGCAGGCCAUGCAGGCCCUGCCCCAGCCCAUCCAGACAGUGCAAGCCAUGGCCCACGGGGUGCCCAUGCAGGCCGUCAUCACCCAGGCUGUGCUGAACCCCACCCACCUGGUCACCCCCUCCUCCCCUGCCAAGAUUGUCACCCAGCCCGUGUUUGUCACCUCCCCCACACCCACUGCCACCCCUUACACCCUCACCCCCCAGCAGGGUGCUCCCCACCACCACCACUUGGCAGGUGGUGUGGGGGCUGUGGCCCGGGUGCUGGCCCCUGCUGUGGUGGGCAAGGUGUCUGCCAAGCCCCAGGCCCUGGUGGCCUCCAAGACCACCGACACCUUGGUUAGCCUGGCCCCCAGUGGCGGGGUGCGGCCCAUGGUGCCCUUGGGCCAGGUGGCAGCGCCGCACCACCACCACCACCACCACCACCACCAGCACGCUGCACCACAGAUCCUCACCGUCAAUGUAGUGCCGCUGGCCACCACACACGUGCAGACCAUGGCAGGCCAGGCCAGCCUGCUGGCCAAGCCCAUCACCACCACCCUCACCCAACACCAACACACACUGCUGCCCGCUGCCGCCGCUGCACCAGAGGCUGUGUCCUGUGCUGCUGCCACCCUCCUCUCCACCACCACUGCCACCACUACCAUCACUGCCACUGCCACUGCUACCACUACCACCACCACCACCACUGCCUCAUUACAAGUUACUGGUGGGGGUGGUGGUGUUACAAACACCUGCCUGAGUAGUGGUGUAGCCCAGGGUGCACUACUGUCAGGCACAGUACAUGGCACCACUACCACUGUGCAGGAAACACCACAGACAGGCACCCCUGCUAAUGGUAGAGGUGGUGGUGGUGGUGGCGGUGGUAGCGGUGAUGGUAGUGGUGGCAGUGGUGGUGGUGGUGGUGGUGGAGGAGGAGGAGGAGGAGGAGGAGGAGGAGUAGGAGUAGGAGUAGUAGUAGGAGGAGGAGAGGGACAGAUAGUUCUCUCCACCAAGCCACCGCCACCACCACCACCACUACCGCCACUGCCACUGCUGGGGGACAAGGCAGUGGGUGGAGGCAGUGUGCUGUGUGGUGGCCAGGGUGUGGCAGCGGUGUGCACCACCGGCGUCACCACCACCAAACCACUCAGGCCAUGCACCACCACGCCAGCCACUGCCACCACCACCUCUGCAAACACCACCUCCACCACCACUACUGCCACUACCUCUACCACCACCACCGCCACUACCACUGCCACUACCACCGCCACUACCACCGCCACUACCACCGCCACUACCACUGCCACUACCACCGCCACCACCACCGCCACCACCACCGCCACCACCACCGCCACCACCACUGCCACCACCACUGCCACCACCACUGCCACCACCACUGCUAACACCACUGCCACCACCACCACUAGCAGCCCGGUGCUGCAUAACCACGUGGAGGGCGUGGCCAACACACCAUGCAGUGCGGAGAUGGGUGAGGUGGGACGGGGCAUUGCUGCAGCCAAUGUGCGGGUGACUGAGGUGUGCAGGGCUGGCCACAGGAACAGCUGCCCUGCUCCCACCACAACCCGGGGCACCUCCCCUGCUCUGAUACCGUGCCGACCAUCACAAAGCCCCUGCCCCGUCACCAUCACCACAAUAGGUGGGGCGCCACAGCCUGUGUGGCCCUCCGCCCUGGCCCAUCGCGUGUCCACUGUCACCCGGCCACCUGGCUUGCCUGUCAGGCUGUCUUCAAGCAUCAGCAUCACACACCACAAGGUGGGGGCAGGGCGGGGCUCCUGCCCUGUGCCCCUGCAGCCACGGGACACCAUGGAGAGGGCCGCUGGGGGCGGUGCAGUGGUAGGUGGCAGGCCGCGGCCAAUAGUGGCUGCCGCCAGGGUGGACAUCAGAAAGGUGGAGCGGCCGGCUGCUGUUACCACUGAGCCCUGCUCCACCAUCCCCACCCCGAGUGUGUGCCCCACCCCAACCCCACCCACCACAGCUGUGGAUGCCUCCACCCACACUGCCCUGCCCCACCGGGAUCAGGACCAGGCCACCCCCACACCCAGGAAUGAGGUGGAAGCCAGUCUGGCUAAGACAAAUCUGGCAGAUGGCCCCCACCCCGGCGAGGAGGAGGGCCGGGCCGGGGACAAGACAGCAGCAGCAGCAGUAGCGGUGGUGGCCAGCAUGAAUGGGCGGGAAGAGGGGGAGGCGGAGCGGGGUGGGCGGCGCAAGGAGCCCCUGCUGAGGCGCAGUCUGUUCAGGACUAAGAGUGGCGAGGAGAAACGUGGCGGCGCGGCAGCCAUCUACCGCACCAGGACGUCUGAGGUGAAGCGGCCUUCAGGGGCCUUCUCCCCCCUGCAUGAGAGCAGCGUGUACGCCUUUGAGCUGGAAGAGGCACGGCCCGAGGAUGCUCUGCCCUUCUCCCAGCGCAUCAGGAACAUCCAGCCCUCACCCUCAACCUCACCUGCCGCCUCACCUGCCAAACCCACCGCUGCCACCACCACCGCUACCCUCACCACUGCCGCCAACACCACCAAUGCUGCUGCCACUACUGCCAAGCCGGUGCCUCCUGUGCCCCAGCAGCCCCCUGCCAGGACUCCUGUGCCGGGCAUGAGGAGCCCCGUGGUGCGCCUGGCCCCCCUCAUUGUGGGUAGACCGCGCCCCUCAGUGGGAGUGCUGCCCCAGCCCCUUGCUGUAGGCAAGAAGACCACCACCACCACUGCUACUGGCACCACCACCACUGGCACCGGCACCCAGCCUAUAUUGGCCAGUAGGGCUGCUGGGCCCACUGUGCCAGACAACACUACAAUGCCGCCCAAAGGUGCCACCAAGACCACCAAGUCGCCCCCCACCACACCCCAGGAGGGGACCAGGGUGGGGGCUGAGUCUGAGGACAAGGAGGCCGGCAGCAGUGGUAAGAAUGGCAGCAGCAACGGCAGCAGUAGCAGCAGUGGCAGCGGCAGCUGCGGUGGCAAGAAUGGCGGCAGGAGGAAUGUGAGCAGCGCAUCCAUCGCCAUCCAGUGUGACAUGGAUGAGGGUGUGGCGGCAGCGGCGGCAGAGGAGGGCGGUGUGCGGGCCAACGAGAGCGGCACGCAGACGGACGGCCCGGCCAAGUUCCCGCUGCCGCCCAACGCCUCACCCUUCUACUACCUGCCCCUGGCCAUGGCUGCCCUGGGGGAGAAGCUGCCGGCACAGCUGGUGCAGCAGAUGCUAGCCAAAACCCAGGGCCUGGUGGGGGCUGCUGAGGCUGGUAUGAUCCUGCAGCAGGCAGCACAGCUGGCCCAGCAACACCAGCAGAAGCUGCAGCAGGGCCUGGCUGCCCCCCCACCCAACACUGCUGCCGUCAAGCCCAUCAAGCCCCCCAUCACCCCCCUAGUGUCCACCAACACCACCACCACUGCUGCCGCCGUUAGGCCUCCCCCCAAGCCCCAGGAGUGUGUGGCAGCAGCAGCAGCAACAACCUGCUGCCCCACCACCACCAACACCACCACCACCACCAUUGGGACUGUGCCCACCCCAUCCACCACCACUGCCACUACCACCACCGCCACCACCACCACAGCCCUCACCACCACUGCCACGCUCACCACCACUGUCCCCUCUUCCACCACCACCACUGCCACCACCGUCACCACCCAGCCCAGCAUCACCACCACUACCGCCACCACCACCAUGAUACCGCCACACCCACCACCACCACCACCACCACAGCGGCCAUCACCACCACUGCUGCUGCCGUCACACAGGAACCGGAGAGCGAUGGGGCAGCGGGGCAAGCCGGGGCGGGGCAGGGCGCGGCAGGAGGGACGGGGGCAGGAGGAGGAGCAGCCCCCGACACGCAGGAGAAGUGGGCGAGCCACCACUCUGGCCUCCACCCGCGCCACGGAGUCAGACCUUCAGGAAAUUGAGGAACUGAGACGCAGCAGACGAGCCAAGAGGGCGGCCGUGGCCCUGGCCAAGGAAGAGGGCUGGAGCUCCUCCUCGGAGGCGCCCCUCAGCCCUCAGAUGUCCCCAGAUACCCUCAGGGGAUGGCCGCCCCCUAGGCUGACCAGCCCGACGCCCUCCCAGAGUUCAGAGGGCACCACCUCCUCCACACCCUCACAGCGCAGCAACCGCCUGUCUUCCCGCAGCCGCAGACAGUCUCCGGCCAGCACCUUCGACUUCAGCAUGAGUGCCAGUCGCAGCUCAGCCCCCAGCACCCCGGCCAGCCAGAGCAGCUUAGGGACAGGAGGGGCGAGUGGCAGCCUGGCCGACAAGACCCUGGCAGAUCCUAACGCUGGGUACACAUGUGACAACUCCAUCCUUACAAGGGCGCCCUCGUUCUUCCCAUCCGAGGAGGAAUUUACUGAUCCGCUUGACUAUAUAGAGAAGAUUAGACCAGAGGCGGAGCAGUUUGGGCUGUGUCGCAUUGUUCCACCUAGUAAUUUUAAGCCUGAAUGCCGCGUGAAUGACGACAUGCGUUUCACAGGCAACAACCAGUACGUUCAGAAGAUGAUGCAUCGCUGGGGGCCAAACGUGCGCACCCUCAGAGCCAUCCGUCGGUGCCUGGCAAAGCAGAACAUUGAGCUCACCACUAACCCCCUGAUUGGGUGCAUGGAGCUGGACUUGGUGCGGCUGUAUGAGGUGGUGGAGCAGCACGGGGGUCUCAUGUCGGUCAUCGAAAAUGAGCUAUGGGGUAAAGUGGCGGACGCUUGCAGAAUUCCUCGAUCGGCGCAGGAGAGAAUAACAAAGCUGGACUCGAUCUACUGCAAAUACCUCCUGCCUUAUGCCACGCUGUCCUCCAAGGAGCGAGAGGAGCUGCUGGCGGAGGUAGACACGAUCCACUCACGGAAUAUGGGCGAGAGUGGAGCCAAGAAACCCUCCUCUGCUGCCUCUUCCGAUAAUGAGGAGGAGGAGGAGGAGGAGAGCCUGGACUGCAUUGUUAAGGGGAAGAGCACCGCACUCAGCACAUUUUACCGCAUCGCUCGCAACACCGCAAGUCAGUGGCAGCCGGACCCAGCUAGCUUAGAGGUGGACGAGAGGUACUGGUCGCUGGUGUCGAACGGAAGUCAUCAUGUUUGUGUCCUCUCGGCAAGCAUAGACACCUCAGAACAUGGCUAUGGAUUUCCCAGUCAUCGCUCAUCACCACUCGCCAAGCACCCGUGGAACCUUAAAAACCUUUGUCAGAACCCCAACUCUAUUCUCAAGAGUAUGGGGACUAUUGUUGGAGUGACGGCACCAACGCUUCAUGUGGGCAUGUUGUUCUCCACUGUGUGUUGGUACAAGGACCCACACAGCCUCCCGUGGAUUGAGUACCUUCACACUGGAGCCUCCAAGAUAUGGUAUGGUGUUGCUGCCAGCCAGGAGGGGAAACUGUGUGCUGCGUUGAAGAAAAUGGUGCCAGAUUUCGUGAAGGACUCUGCUAUUUGGUUGCCUUCUGACACUGCAAUGGUCCCCCCGAGUGAGCUGGUGCGUGAGGGAGUGCGUGUGUGUCGAGUGGUGCAAGACCCAGGGCAGUUUGUUGUGGUGUUCCCUGGGGCCUUCACAUCCAGCGUCUGCAAGGGUUACCUCAUUUCCGAGAGUGCCUUCUUCGCGCGGCCUCAGUACUUCGACCGCGCUGUGGCUACUUUCAAGGCGCUGCGUGACUGCUGUGAGCCGUCUAUGUUUUCACUGGAGCGGCUGGUGCUCUCCGUGGUGACUGACCCCCGCAGCACUCUGGAUGGUCUGCUGCGUGCCCGGGAACUGGUGCUUCAGGUGGUGCAGCGCGAGAAGGACCUCAGGGCACGGCUGGCGCAGAUUGGUUUGGAGGCCAGUGAGCGUCUGUCCACACCCGACUCUCACCGCAAGAAGAAGAGCCGUUUCAUUGAGGACGAGGAGGAGAACAUGUGCGAAAUGUGCCGUCAAAACCUCUAUGUUGCUCUGGUGACAAACUCGCAGGAGGAGGCGGUGUAUUGCUUAGAACACGCCCUUACCUUUCUCAACAAGAACCCGGACCAUUUAGAAUACUGCAAGCUGAUGUACACUUAUAGCUUGUCUGAGCUGGACGGAGCAGUGAAGCAGAUGGAGGAACGCAUUCUGUUGAAGAGUGGCAAGAAGACUUCACCCAUUGGCAAGAAGAACAGGCAGAGGGAACACCUGGACUCCUUCAGCAGCACCAGCAGUUCUAACCUGUGAGGCGAGUGCUUCAGAACAGGUGUGAGAGAGAAUACCUGAAUGGACACAAAUUAAAGGUACACACACACACACACACACACACACACACACACACACACACACACACAGACACAGACCACAUGCAUAUUUUAAGUGUAUGUGUGUCUGUGUGUGUUUGUGUGUGUGAAUUCAUGUAUGAUUUGUAUAUAUUGAUACAUUGAAGCACAAAUGUAUAGAAGAAAGAAGGAUUUUAGUAUUAUAAGGGGAAGCAUGAAGGAAAGAAGGAAGGAAGGAAGGAAGGGAAGUUUAAGGAGCAGAAAUGUUUAUGAUGUGAAGGAAAUGUUGAGUAAGAAAUAGAAGGAAUAGAAUUUAUGUUAUUUUUUUAGGGUAGAUGAAAGUAUAUGGGAAAAAAUAAAGAGUUUGGUGUACUCUUGUGUGUAAAUAGGAAAGAAAAAUUACUGGAACAAGAGGAGGAAUAGAAAGUUAUGAUGUUUUCUAGUAAGAGAGAGAUAAAUGAUAGAAAAAUGUAGUGGUUGUAUUUGAUGAUGAAUACAAAUGACAACAAAAGGAAAAAGAAAAGAAAACUGAUGUAUUUUUCUGAUCAAGGAAAACAAAAAACAGAUACAGUGAAGAUAUUUUUCUUAAGAAUGAAACAAUGAGAAGAAGAAAAAAAGAAAAGAAAAGGAAGAGAGGAAGAAAAUAACAUUAAAUAAAAGAACAAAACAAAAGAAAAAAAAUUGUGAUAAAGAAAGUGCAAUGAAGAAAAAAAAAAGAUAAUAUUUUGAACUGUGUCUACAAACAAACAAACAAACAAAUAUCGGUGUUAAUGCAUAGCCAUAAUAAUAAUAAUAACAAUAAGUAAUAAUAAAUAAUAAUAAUAAGAGUAGUAAUGUGAGAGACGAAUGUAGUAGAGAAUAAUGGAAUAUUUUUUUAAUUUAUGUGUUUGUCUUCCAUAGAUCAGUAUAUGUUUAUGUUUUGUGGACCAGAGAGAGAGAGAGAGAGAGAGAGAGAGAGAGAGAGAGAGAUAUGAGUGUGUGUGAAAAGCAAGAAAAAAAAUUGUCAGAGAGAGAGAGAGAGAGAGAGAGAGAGAGUGUAUUAAAAGUAUAAAUAACAAAGAAGAAAACGCGAUCUUGUGUCUCGGUGACUUAAGACAAAUUUUUGCAUGUCCUGUAUAACCAUUGGAAUAGUUUUGUAUGUGUUUGUGACCCAUUCAACACACACACACACACACACACACACACACACACACACACACACACACACACACACACACACACACACACACACACACACACACA